Macrobrachium nipponense is the source of this 1399-nucleotide messenger RNA. Its product is annotated as gastrula zinc finger protein XlCGF8.2DB-like. Gene Ontology annotation, cellular component: nucleus. Gene Ontology annotation, biological process: urogenital system development; embryo development; regulation of transcription by RNA polymerase II. The record is from RefSeq and is a predicted model, not a curated record. The transcript has 2 exons. Bases 52 to 1164 code for a protein of 370 amino acids. Gene Ontology annotation, molecular function: RNA polymerase II transcription regulatory region sequence-specific DNA binding; DNA-binding transcription factor activity, RNA polymerase II-specific. NCBI's taxonomy places the organism in Eukaryota, Metazoa, Arthropoda, Malacostraca, Decapoda, Palaemonidae.
GAAUGUGGGAAAGCAUUUCCCUGGAGGAGUGGCUUGAAACGACAUUUCCGGAUGCACACUGGGGAGAGGCCGUACACCUGUGGCGAGUGUGAAAAGGCAUUCUCCACUAAGAGCAACCUCAAGAAACACAUGAAGACCCACAGUGGAGAUGGGCAAUUCACUUGUGAUGACUGUGGGAAGGCACUCUCCCAUAAGUCAUCACUCGAGAUUCACUCUAGGAUCCACACGGGCAAGAGGCCUUUCACCUGCAAGCAAUGUGGGAAAUUAUUCUCCUGGAAGUCGAAGCCGAAUAUCCACAUGAGGAUGCACAUGAGGGAGAGGCCCUUCGCCUGCAAGGAAUGUGGGAAAUCAUUCUCCUGGAAGUCGAUGCUCGAGAGCCACUCAAGGAUCCAUACAGGGGAGAGGCCCUUCACCUGCGAGGACUGUGGGAAAUCGUUCUCCAGGAAGUCGACACUCAAGAUUCACACAAGGAUCCACACGGGGGAGAGGCCCUUCGUCUGCAAGGAAUGUGGGAAAUUAUUUUCCACAAAGUCGAAUUUCAAGAACCACAUGAGGAUCCACAAGGGGGAGCGGCCCUACAUCUGUAAGGACUGCGGGAAAGCGUUCCCUCAGAAGUCAAAUCUCUUGAUGCACAUGAGGAUCCACGUGGGGAAGAGACCCUUUGCCUGCAAGGACUGUGGGAAAGCGUUCCCUCAGAAGUCAAUUCUCCAGAACCACAUGAGGAUCCACACUGAGGAGAGACCUUUUGCCUGCAAGAACUGUGGGAAAGCAUUCUCCCAGAAGUCAAUUCUCCAGAACCACCUGAGGAUCCACACAGGGGAGAGGCCCUUCACCUGCAAGGACUGCGGGAAGGCAUUCUCCCAGAGGUCAAGUCUCAAGAUUCACAAGAGGAUCCACACAGGGAGAGAUCCUUCGCCUUCAAGGUCUGCGGUAAAGCAUUCCCCCAGAGGUCAAGUGUCCAGAUCCACACGAAGAUUGACGCAGUGGAGAGACCCUUUGCCUGUAAGGACUGUGGGAAAGCAUUCGCCCAGAGGUCAAGUCUCUAGAUCCACACGAAGAUCUGGACAGGAGAGGAACCCUUUGCCCGCAGGGACUGUGGGAAGGCAUUCUUCAGUAAAUCGUAUGUCAAGUUCCACUCCACGAUCCACACGGGAGAGGCUGUAAUUCUGUAGCGAGUGAGGGAAGUUGUUCUCCAGGAAGGAGAAACUCUAUCAGCACAUGAGGAGGCAUUAAGGUUACCGAUUGAUUUUGCUUUGUCCCCCAAUGCUUCAUUGACUAGAGUCACUGCCUAUGUACAAUGCAUUGUUCUCGGUUUGUAAUUAACAUUAUGAAUUUGACCUCUGUAGGCUAAUCAGUUAUUGAAUUUACAGUUUAUAACUCAAUAAAUUGGUUUUCUAAC